Molecule: messenger RNA, 1482 nt
Organism: Scheffersomyces coipomensis
Lineage: Eukaryota; Fungi; Ascomycota; Pichiomycetes; Serinales; Debaryomycetaceae
Product: Zn(II)2Cys6 transcription factor domain-containing protein
Exons: 2
Coding region: 1-1482 (493 amino acids)
Biological process (GO): regulation of transcription by RNA polymerase II
Molecular function (GO): zinc ion binding; DNA-binding transcription factor activity, RNA polymerase II-specific
Source: RefSeq, a predicted model, not a curated record
AUGAGUACCAUACUUACUACUCGAAGGAAAACAUCAAAGUCCAGGAAAGGAUGUCUUAGUUGUAAAAAAUUAAGAAUCAAAAAAGCAUUGAAACUAACUGUUAUAAAGUGUGACGAGGCCAAACCAAGUUGUGAAUAUUGUGUUCAUACAAGUCGUGAAUGUAUAUACCCCAGUCCAAUAACCAUAGCGAAUCUUCAAUAUGGACCCGAAACUUCCAAUUCCAGUACAUCUACAUCCAGUAGUAAUGAUCUGAGUCCUAGUGAACUUGAAAAGCAACAAUUAACAGUGACGUUACAAGAAAGUACCGUCUUGAGACGAUAUCAAACAGAUUUAAUGCAUCAAACUGAACUUAAUAACGCUACUAGUCAACUAGGUAUAUCACGAUUCGAAUUGAGAUUGUUAGACUUUUUUAAUAAUUUCUGUAUUUAUGAAUUAUCAAAUGAACCAAAUGAUGUGAUUCAUUCAGUUUGGGUGACCCAUGUUCCUCAAGUCUUUUUACAAAGUGAAUUGAUAAGGAAUAGUAUUUAUUCAUAUUCAGCCUUAAAUUUAUUCCCCCUAUGUGAAGAUCUACAUAAACUACGUAUAGAAGAUGAUAUAGAAAGUAGAUUGAAAUUUAAGACUAGAAUUGGGUCUAUAUCAUUUAUCAGUGAUGAUCAUAGAGACGUACCUGAAUCUGAUGAUUUAUAUAUUAAGACAGCAAAAUAUUUUAUGGAUACUAUUACAGCUAAAAAUAAAUUUGUGGAUGAAUUAAAAUAUAAUAAUAUUACAGAUCUACCUACAAUUUCAAUCAUAGAAUUUACUAUUUCAAGUAUUUUGAUAUUAUCAUUCUUAGGUAUUCAUCCUCAUAAAAUCAUGCCAUUGGUAAGUUUUGAUCAAUCCGAAUCUGAUUUAAUUUCAAUUUGUAAAGCUAUUCGUGAAACAGGGAAGAUGUAUGAUUUAAGGACUAAUAAUAUAUUCAAAGAUUUGUAUACAUAUGAUAAGUUUGCAAAUAUACCAUCCGUUAAACAGAGUUUUUUCCCAACCAUUAUGAGAUUAAGAGAUGAUUUAGAAUUGGAAUACAAACAUUCAUCAACCAUAAGUGAGGAAUAUAAUAUACUAUAUGAUGCCCUUGAAUUAUUACAGUCAGGAAUGUUUAAAGGUAUACUUUAUUCUCAUCCAGCUCCGUUAUUUAGAUGGAUAAUAAUAAUAUCGGAUGAGUUUCAACAAUUAAUCUAUAAGAAAUGUCCGUUUGCAUUACGGUUACUAUACAUAUUUUCCAGUCUUUCAAUCUUAGUAAGAGUCCUAUUGUUUAAGGAUGCAAAUCUAUGGGUUGAUUACAUGCAAUGGUAUAAGAGUUAUAAUUUCGAUUUGGUUGGAAGUUGGAAGUACAGUAUGGAUGAGGCGUUCUAUUAUCUUAUAUUUGAAAAGGAUUUCACUUUAAUUGGAAACAGUGAGACCAAUCUAAUGACUUUUGAUGCGGAAUUUAUAGCUCAAGUUAUAUAG